Molecule: messenger RNA, 507 nt
Organism: Symbiodinium sp. CCMP2592
Lineage: Eukaryota; Dinophyceae; Suessiales; Symbiodiniaceae
Source: the annotation of a GenBank genome assembly
AUGCUGAUCCCUGCUGUAGUCGCCGUCUGGAGGUUCUGGCAAGGCACGGGCAUGCAAGGCAUGAAAUUACGUCGCUUUUCUUGUGACGUCUGGGGAAAUGCUGUGAAGUGCAGGCUCCGCGAAAGGCAUCUCAACGGGCAUCUCAAGCCAGCCUGUGAGAUAGGCAAAGGCAGGCUACAACGACGAAUCCGUCUGCAUCAACUCCGCUGUUGCACCUCCUCCUUGCACUCAACCACCACGACUUUUCCCACAGGGCCGGUACAGGAAGAGCGGCCCAUCUUCCUACAUGCAUGCCGGCCGCCAGUCAUGACAUCGCUCGAGUUUGGUCUCUCUCGAACGUCAGCUGUGUCCCUCACGUACAAGCUCUCGUACCGUCAUGACUGGCGUACAGCAGCCCAUGCCGCCCAUCCCGCUAUGGAAGGCUCUGAGCCCGCGAUGCUGCCUCGAGUCACAAGACUCCCUGCUGUGGCUUUGUUGCUCGGCCUGCUCGUGCCAUCCGUUUUGUAA